GCACUCACCUGAUACGUUACCUGGCUGAGAGACUGCACAACCAUUACCUUUUCCAACACCGUCCACUAGUGAAGCUCAUUGUGUCCCGCAUUCUCCAGCAGUCAGGUGUUCAUUUCAUGUUUUGGACUGAGCUUGAAAAAAGGCAAGCAGACAUGGCUGUGGCAAACUUCCACUACAUUACUCGCAUGAGCAGCGGCUUCAAGGUCUACAUUUUAGAGGGUCAGCCUCAUCUGAGAAGUGAAGACCGAUUCAGACACAUGACAAAUGAACGAACUCGUACCCCAACAGUGUAUCCCAAACGCAAGCGCAGCCAUGAUCGAUGUCUCACUCUGGAAGAAAGGCGCGAGCGGGUCUUGAACAGAAGCAAUGGUAAAGCGAUGCAGAGAGGAGCAACUGGACCAGUACCACCACCGGUCGCGUCUCAUAGUCCUCAAAGUCCCACUUCUACCUGGAGCCCAACACACAAUCCAACCAGCCCUUUGCCCUCUCAUGUGUACUACACCCCAGUCAUGGAUGAACCUCUUGCCCUCAUCAAGAAACCAAGAAAGGACGUAGAGAGCGCAGAGGAGAAGGCUAAAAAUGCCAGCACAAGUCAGAUUCAGAUGCGGCCCUCAGUGAUCACUUGCGUUUCUUCGUUAAGAAAGCCCGCCCUGAGCGCCGAUGUCCACCAGAGUCAGUCAUCAGUAAACUGCAAAUGCAACUACGACCAUGUGGUUGAGGAGCAUUUCCAGAGGAGCCUUGGAGCGAAUUACCAGAAAACUCACUCCCAGCAACUCUCUAUCAGCGUGUCGGUCGAUGACCACUUCGCCAAGGCCUUGGGAGAUAAGUGGCUGCAGAUUAAGUCCAAGUCUUCCUCCUGCUCAUCCACCCCCCCCAGCAGUCCGAGCAUGACUCACUCACCAGCCUACAUGCAAAGCCCACAUUCCUCCAUUAAAGAAUCCGCAAGCAAAUCGCCAGCAACCUCCAACCGUUCGUCUGUAAAUUAACUCAAAAAUGAUCUCUGAGUUUGGCAGGGAACAUUUCGAGAUUGCCACGCCUUUUGUUGAUCAAUGAACAGUUUUUAGGGGUGAUGUCAGAUUGGACCACUGUGUGCCUUCGCUGAUGCAGACAAUUUGUAGCAUCAACUGGUAUUGUCUUGUUACAUUUCUGUCUUCAGCCUAUCAUUGGUAUAUGAUUGAAGAAUUAUCAAAUUAUUCCUUCACAUUUCCUAUGUUUGUUUCUUGUAAAGUCACUUUGCAUUUCAUUGCAUUAUAUUUAUAUUCAUCUCAUCUUUAAGGUUUACCGGCAGGGCUGUAUUUGAUGUGUAUUGUUGUGAAUACAUUUAUUAUGCAAAAGAACCUUUAAAAGGCUUUGAAAAGUUUGGAAUUAAUAAAAAUGUAAAAUAAAGAUGUUUAUUAUUUUUC
Messenger RNA from Syngnathus acus (greater pipefish), 1403 nucleotides. RefSeq names its product vestigial like 4 like (gene vgll4l). Gene Ontology annotation, biological process: negative regulation of DNA-templated transcription. Gene Ontology annotation, molecular function: transcription coactivator binding. The coding region runs from base 117 to 986 and encodes 289 amino acids. Lineage: Eukaryota; Metazoa; Chordata; Actinopteri; Syngnathiformes; Syngnathidae. The transcript is spliced from 5 exons. The record is from RefSeq and is a predicted model, not a curated record.